Paramacrobiotus metropolitanus is the source of this 2200-nucleotide messenger RNA. RefSeq names its product aminopeptidase O-like. Lineage: Eukaryota; Metazoa; Tardigrada; Eutardigrada; Parachela; Macrobiotidae. Gene Ontology annotation, cellular component: nucleolus. The transcript has 2 exons. The record is from RefSeq and is a predicted model, not a curated record. Bases 83 to 2185 code for a protein of 700 amino acids. Gene Ontology annotation, biological process: proteolysis. Gene Ontology annotation, molecular function: zinc ion binding; metalloaminopeptidase activity.
ACGAAAAAUCAAAUCAUUUUUCACUUUUGAACUUUCAGUCUUUUCAGAACUUCAUAGCUAAGAACCGGAAUAAUCUGGUUGCAUGGUGGGCACGGCCGCACGCUGCUCCAUGUUUGCUUCCGUAGUUAAUUCCACGUCCGAAGACCAGAGUGUUGAUGAGAGUGAACUACCUCUGUGCGCCAAUGUGCGCGAUGUGCUGGUCACACAUUACAGUAUCCAAUGGACUGCGAAGCUUCGCGAGAAGCGUUUGGAAGGCUUUGUGCUUUUACAUCUGAGCAAGCCUGCUGACGGGGACAAUUCCGAAACAGUAGAUACAGUAAACCCAUCUGCUCGAAGGUGCCAAGAAUUACCACCCGAGACCUCCGUUAAACGCUUUGAAAUUAUCCUGGAUGCCUACGAAUUGGACAUCAAAUCCGCGCAUAUUCUGCAUUCUCCAGUGCAACCCUUCCAACAGCUGGAUGAAGAGCUCCUCAAUCAUGAAAACUUGAAGUCUCUACAUUGCACAACGAACCGCUGGAGUGUCCAUAUUGGCGAUAAUGUAGCGAAUUUUCCCGAAAGGAUCGUGGUUUUUUAUUCCACAAAAUCCCCAUCGUGCUCAUUACGAUGGACGGUGGACGAUGCAGCGCGCAUUCUGAUCUUCACUUCGGGAGUUUUGGUGAAUAAUCGCGCAUUGUUACCGUGCCAGGACGCUCCUGGAAUAAACGUGACAUGGGAUUGUCAAGUGAAAGUGUUGCUGGCUGGUACACCCGACAAACAAAUCUCCUUGUUUAUGACAGGCGAUCAUGAAUGUUUUUGCGGAGGAACCGAUCAAGAGCUCAUAUGGAGAUUCUCUAAUUCAGCGCCCGCACCCAUAUCGACACUCGGGUUAUUAAUGGGAAAUUUUUACGUGGAAGAGCAUUCGUUAUUGGGUGGUCGUUUACCGUUUCGACUGAUCUAUGGAGUUUCGCAAGCAGCGUGCAUCCGCUCUGUGGAAUUAUUGAGAUAUUUCAGUGAAUGUCUGGUAAUCGCGGAAGGUAUGUUAGGCCUUUAUCCUUUUUCGCAAUUGAGCGUCUGGAUUACAUCGACAGCAUAUGAAAGUCUGGGAAUGGCUUGGCCGAAUCUUUUAUUUAUCCAUCCAGCGGUGUUGUCACCGGACGGUGGGAUGCUAGUGCGAAUUGCUCACGAAGUGGUGCAUGCAUGGUACGGAUUGUCCAUUGGCCCGCGAGACUGGUCAGAAGAAUGGAUCUCCGAGGGAUUUGCCACUUUCCUUGAGGAUAUUGUUCACGUUGAAGUCAUGCAACGGGUGAAGAGUUGGUCGGCCGAAGAAUGCACACGUUGGCUGAAGCGACGCGAAUUAUGGAAAUACCGUUUACUCGCGGAAGAAAUCGCCCACACACCUGGACAUCUGCAACUGCUGCAGCAACAGUCGGCUUCGUCAUCUGUUGGGAACGGUCUGAACUGCGCGAAAUUGUCUUGCCAGAUUCAUUAUCUCAAGGGAUACUUUCUUCUUCGGCAUCUGGAGAUUGUUGGAAAAGAGGCUUUUAUGCAGUUUUUAAAAUUUUGGACUAUCCAGCACGCCGGUAAAUUCGUCUUGGCUGAAGGAUUUAUACUAGAUUAUUACACAAAUUUUGCCAGACAUCUGAAUUAUGGAUCUCAAGAUGCAUUUAUGAUGCACCUUCGUGCGACAUGGUUGAGCCAACCCGGCAUCCCGACAGAAGUGGAAGGCAGGUGUACUUCUGCAGAAAUGAAACUGUUAAUUGAUGAAUACAGAUCUGUGGUUAAAUUAUGGAACUGCGUUUUCGGUGCUAAUGCGGCCAAAAGCAAAAGAAAGUUGAUAAUUAAAGUGCCAGCGUCGCAGGAACCACUCGAUACUUGUUUAAUUCUGGACUAUCUGAAAGAGUUACCCGAACUGAUCUGCCCCGAGGACUUGCAGCGUCUUCGGAAAUUCUACUCUAUUGACGUAGCUAAUGCAGAUAUUCGGCAUAUUUUCUGUGAAUUGAUUAUUAUCAACCAGUGCGAACCGUUAUGGAGUUUCUUAAAGGCUUUUCUUGCCAAAGAAUUUGCCAUGGGAAAAUGUUUGUAUUCGAUGAUCAUGUUAAGCCCUGUUCAACGUUUCCGAGCAAUUAUUCCCGAAGUUGUAAAUUUGGUUGGGGCAGAUAAAGACGAGUUUUGGUGGAAAGAAAUGAAGAAAAUAAUGAAUGAAUAAGUUCACAGAAUAAGU